Hibiscus syriacus is the source of this 677-nucleotide messenger RNA. Its product is annotated as nifU-like protein 1, chloroplastic. Gene Ontology annotation, molecular function: iron ion binding; iron-sulfur cluster binding. NCBI's taxonomy places the organism in Eukaryota, Viridiplantae, Streptophyta, Magnoliopsida, Malvales, Malvaceae. Gene Ontology annotation, cellular component: mitochondrion. Gene Ontology annotation, biological process: iron-sulfur cluster assembly. The record is from RefSeq and is a predicted model, not a curated record.
AUGGCAGUGAUGGUGGUUAAUGACAAACUUGAAGGUAUUGUUGUGCCUCUAUACUCAUCCCUAAAUCAACGCAGACGGGUCCCUCCAGGAAGAAUCCGACUGAAAACGGCUGUAAAAGCGUCGACCGGCCCAGGCGCGGCCACUGGCUCGUCUCUCGGCCUGUACUCGUCGAAGCAGUUCGAGCUCACCGCUCAAAACGUGGACCUGGUUCUAGAGGAUGUGAGGCCUUACUUGAUCUUCGAUGGUGGCAACGUCGACGUUUUGUCCGUCGAAGACGGCGACGUCUCUCUCAAACUCCUAGGAGCAUGUGAGAGCUGCCCUAGCUCAACAACUACCAUGAAAAUGGGGAUCGAAAGGGUUUUGAAAGAAAAUUUUGGGGAUGCAGUCAAGGAAAUCCGGCAAGUGUACGACGAUUUAGUGAAGGAAACAACCGUCGAGGCAGUGAAUCGUCAUCUUGAUAUACUGAGACCAACUAUCAAGAAUUACGGUGGGAGCAUUGAAGUAUUUUCCAUUGAUGGAGGGGAAUGCGUUGUGAACUACAUAGGUCCCGAAUCGAUUGGAUCGGGAAUUAAAGCCGCCAUUAAAGAGAAGUUCCCAGAUAUCACCAAUAUUUUAUUAACCUCAUAAAGCUUCAUUCUUUAUAUCAGAAGCUGAAAAGUUUUGAUCUUUUUAUGUGC